CCCCAACGGACAGCAGAUCUACAAGCUUUGACGCGGGCUUGGGUGGCGGAAAGAUGUGCGCCUGAAUUAUUACCUUAUCCGGAAGAAUUGAUCGAGAGGGUGAUGGAGAGGGUGAAAUUGCAGGUGAGUUGGGUGAUUUUGUGCUUCUGGAAUUUCUUGAGAUGUAAGGGAGGGGAGUCUGAGAAAGCGAGGCUGAAGAUGGAAAGAAGAAGACAGAAUUGGUGGUAGAAAGAUAUCAAAGUUCCUCGAAGAAGGGUUAGCAGGAGAGAGAAACGGAGGAGAUAAACAGGCUGCGAGGGAGAAGAUCACAGGCGACCAUUCGACCACGAGCACAAGACACGAGGAACAAAGACCAGAAGGAGGAGAAAAAGCUGACAAGAAACUCUUUCGAAAAAGUAGAUCGAAACCGUAGAAGACAUGACGGGAACAAUGGACCCCUCGGCAAACUUCAACCUCAUAAUAACACAAACCGAACUGGAAAGAUUCAAGUUCCUCAUCCGCUCUUUCCUACGAGCAAGGAUAGCAAAACUAGACAAACACCCCCAUCACCACCUACCCUCCCCGAAUCUCUCACCAACCGAACAACAAUACCUGACCCACCGCUGCACACUCCUCUCCCACCACGUCCAAACCUCCUUCCUCUCCUCCUUCCCCGCACAACUCCAAAAACUCGACGACACCGCCGGCGGAAUUUCAAUGAUCGACGCGCCGGAUCCGGAAACAGCGGUUUUCGUCAGGAUGCUGAGGGAUGCAGGGACGGUGGAGGUGCAGGGGGAGGAUGGAGUGGGCGUGGUGGAGUUGAGGAGGGGGGAUGUUUGGUGUGUUAGGUGGAGUGCGGUGAAAGAGGGAGUGUUGAGGGGGGAUGUGGAGAUGGUUUGAUGUGCGUAAGAGGGGAGGGAAGGUAGAGAAAAGGGCUGGUGGAGUGUUUUCUGUGCUAUCAUGGAGGCAAUAAUGAGAAGCCAUGCAAGACCACUGUCGUCUCCACACGAUGCUAAGUCAGAACGUCCAUUUCAGUCUUCUGAUACGAUAUUUGUUCUCCUUUGCAAGCGAUAUUGUGCAAUAGUACCUGUAUGGCUUGGGUAUUCACUCUGCAAGCGGAAUUCCAGGUAGCGCACCGCCGCA
Messenger RNA from Aureobasidium pullulans EXF-150, 1122 nucleotides. RefSeq lists its product as uncharacterized. Gene Ontology annotation, biological process: double-strand break repair via break-induced replication; DNA-templated DNA replication. The record is from RefSeq and is a predicted model, not a curated record. NCBI's taxonomy places the organism in Eukaryota, Fungi, Ascomycota, Dothideomycetes, Dothideales, Saccotheciaceae. The transcript is spliced from 2 exons. Gene Ontology annotation, cellular component: GINS complex. The coding region runs from base 430 to 879 and encodes 149 amino acids.